GGGAAGUACAGCGAGGCGGAAGAGAUGAAUCGGCGAGUACUGGCGGGGAGGGAGAAGGUACUAGGAUCGGAUUAUCUAGACACGUUGACGAGCGUGGACAAUCUAGUAUCGGUGCUGCGAUAUCAAGGGAAGUAUACUAAGGCGGAAGAGAUGAAUCGGCGAGUACUAGCGGGGAGGGAGAAGGUGCUAGGGUUAGAUUAUCCUCACAUAUUAACUAGCAUAAGUAAUCUAGUAUCGGUGCUGCGAGAUUAAGGGAAGUAUACCGAGGCGGAAAAGAUAAAACGGCGAGCCCUAGCGGGGAGGGAGAAGGUACUGGAGUUAGAUUAUCCUGACACGUUGACUAGCGUAAACGAUCUAGCAUUAGUACUGUAA
This is a messenger RNA of Exophiala aquamarina CBS 119918, 372 nucleotides long. RefSeq lists its product as uncharacterized. The record is from RefSeq and is a predicted model, not a curated record. The transcript has a single exon. Gene Ontology annotation, molecular function: protein binding. Bases 25 to 252 code for a protein of 75 amino acids. Lineage: Eukaryota; Fungi; Ascomycota; Eurotiomycetes; Chaetothyriales; Herpotrichiellaceae.